Molecule: messenger RNA, 1415 nt
Organism: Cuscuta campestris
Lineage: Eukaryota; Viridiplantae; Streptophyta; Magnoliopsida; Solanales; Convolvulaceae
Source: the annotation of a GenBank genome assembly
GAGCCAAGUUACAUUUGGGGCGGAGGGAUUUCUAAGCGGUAAGAGAAGAAAGUCGAGAACUUGAAAAAUGGCAUCGGUAAAAAGUUCGAAUGUUUCCGUCGAACCUUUUGAUGGACGUGGCGAUUUUACUCUGUGGCAACAACGAGUAAAAAGCGUUCUUACUCGGGAAGGGACAAUCAAAGCUCUGAAGGUGAAGGUUCAGAGGACAGAAAAAAUGACGGAUGCUGAGUGGGCCAAACACCGAAAGAACGACAAACCGGAAAAAUUGUCGGAAGAAGAGUGGGAGGAUUUGAAGGACAUGGCAACAAGUACAAUAUGCCUAUGCCUUGCAAAUAAUACUCUUCGGGAGGUUCUUGGUUUGACGGACCCGGUGGAUAUUUGGGACAAGCUGGAGAGCCGGUACAAGUCGAAAUCGUUGACAAGUAGGCUAUACUUGAAGAAACGAUUGUUUGGUCUCCAAAUGGCGGAGGAAGCUAACUUUAAUGGACACUUGGAUGAAUUCAACAAGAUUACAACAGAGUUGGAAUCCAUUGAUGUGAAGAUUGAAGAGGAGGACAAGGCGCUGCUUUUGUUGGCUUCAUUGCCUUCAUCUUUUGACAACAUCGUGACCACGCUUUUGUUUGGAAAAGAGACCUUAAAAUUUGAUGAAGUAGUUGCUGCGUUGUUGAUGAANGAGGACGUUAAGGAAAAGUUUGAUACCUAUCAAACUUGUGAUGGGGGUGCUGUGAAGAUGGCAAAUGGUGCACGGAGCAAAAUUGCAGGGGUCGGAACAGUGCAAGUUCGCAUGUUUGAUGGCGUGGUGAGAACAUUAACUGGAGUGAAACAUGUACCGGAUCUAAAAGGAAAUUUGAUUUCAUUGGGGGCUUUAGACUCAGAAGGCUACCGAUUUUUUGCUCAAGGUGGAGUGUUAAAAAUUUCUAGGGGAGCAAUGGUGGUAGCAAAAGGAGUUUUGUCAAAAGGCUUGUAUAAACUUGUAGGAAAAGAUUUGACACGGAAGUUGCCAGAAGGAAAAAUUACAAGUGCAACGAGCGGAGCAUUUGCAUGGAAGAAGCGGGUGACAUUUGAAGAUUCUCAGGUUGGUGGAGACUAUGACCUCGCCGGAACGAGCGGGGUGGAGCCGGACCAUGGUUUGAUUAAUUAAUCAAGGUGGAGUUUGUUGGGAUUGAUUAAUUAAAAAGAAAAAAAAAGAAAAAAAAAGGAAUAUGCAUGCAUACACACCAAUGCAUGUGAAGUGGACCCAUGCAUGUGAAGUGGAGUUGUCUCCUUCUCUUGGUUCUUGGUGGUGUACGAAAAUAAUGGGAAUAUGGGAUGGAGAUGUUUUUUUUGGCCUUCACCUCUUAUAAGAGGAAUCCUUUUCUUUAUAAUUGUGUGUGGGUUGACACACGGCCAAGAGAGAAGAAAAGAGGGAAAUGGUG